This is a messenger RNA of Oncorhynchus keta (chum salmon), 4121 nucleotides long. RefSeq names its product protein tweety homolog 3-like. The transcript has 14 exons. Gene Ontology annotation, molecular function: intracellularly calcium-gated chloride channel activity; volume-sensitive chloride channel activity. The coding region runs from base 965 to 2632 and encodes 555 amino acids. The record is from RefSeq and is a predicted model, not a curated record. Gene Ontology annotation, cellular component: plasma membrane. Lineage: Eukaryota; Metazoa; Chordata; Actinopteri; Salmoniformes; Salmonidae.
GUUGUUGUGGGUGCGAGCGGGACUGCAAUCUGCAUCGGAUGGUUUCGAGGUUGCAGCGUCGUAGUCCCCUGAACAGUUCACCGAAUCGUUGUUUAUCUUUAGUGAAUGAACGGGAAUUGUCCACUUUAAACUACUUUGCAAUACAGUAAAAGACUUGGUCACAAUCAAAGCAUUUAGGAAAAUUGAAGAAAAGACAAAGGGCGCAAAUGGAACUGGAGCAACCACGGACGGAGCACGGAUAUAUUCGCUAAGCUAGUUAGCAAGCCAACUAGCCUGCUGCUAACUUGAUACAUUGGAACACGAGUAACAAUCAACUGGCUAUGACUGAUAACGAGGAAAGGACAGUCAAAUUAUAAUCUAGAAUGAAUUAUUGAGAAUCAAAUCAAAUGUUUUAGCUACGCAUUUUUUCUUACGAAAGUAUUUGCAUGGAAUGGAUGCGUUCUGUAGAAUUGCUCAACAACAAUAGUUAGCCGGCUAGCUAGCUACGGUUACUUGCAUGUUGAGUUGGGAAGCUAUCCCGUUAGCAAAAUAACGUUACGUCAUCUGUACAGUAGUUAACCAGACGGACAGGCAACUACAAUAAGGUGGAUGGACUGUCAUCUGCGUGGGGGUGUUCGUGAAGUUAACGUUAACUGGGUAGCCUAUUCCUCCUUCAGAUUUUUUGACACAGUUUAGUAUUACACAUGACAGAAGUGAACAUGGUAGUGUUAUAUGACAAUGGAUAUAGUUAGCUACCCGUUUGUUAGUACCGUAGGGAAGAAGUGACAACCGAUAUCUCAGGUACAGUUUAACGUUGGACCACAAUGCAUUAGGUCUGACGUUCUGCUUUCGGACAUAGGAAUCUCUUUGGUUUUGCUGGACCGCUUGCUAACAAUAACUUUAUGACGCGGGCUCAGUCCAUUAUUUCAUUUUUGACUGACCACACAGAUCACAGUUUCCCUAAAGCGUCCACAGCCCUCAUACCAUGGCAGCGGUUGUCAACUACUCACCGCCGUGGUGGGUCAACCUGCUACACCGACUCCCUCAUUUCAACCUUCAAUUCGAACAGACGAGCAGCGAUUUUCGCCCGGAGGACUCGUCAUAUCAACAGUCCAUCCUGCUGCUGGGAGGCGUGGCUCUAGCUUGCCUGGCCCUGGACCUCCUCUUCCUGCUCUUCUACUCCUUCUGGCUGUGCUGCCGGCGGAAGAAGAGCGAGGAGCAGCCCAACGCCGACUGCUGCUGCACCGCCUGGUGUGUCAUCAUCGCCACGCUCGUCUGCAGCGCCGGCAUUGCUGUUGGUUUCUAUGGGAACGGCGAGACCUGUGACGGCGUGAACAGGCUGACGUACUCCCUGCGCCACGCCAACCGCACUGUGGCAGGAGUGCAGAAACUGGUAUCAGACGGCACGGGCUCCCUGAAGCAGACGGUGGAUGGCAGUCUGGGGCAGCUGGAGGGCCAGUACGCCAAGCACACAGACUAUCUGUCUAUCAUCCAGAAGCUGCAGGGCCAGCUGGACGAGCUGGUGAGGCAGAUGGUGGAGAUCCCCUUCUGGGGAAACAGAGACAUCUCCCUGGAGGAGCUGGCCGUCAACAUCGAGCUCUACGACUGGUACAGGUGGCUGGGCUACUUAGGCCUGCUGCUUUUCAACAUCCUCAUCUGCCUGUUGGUGCUGUUUGGCCUCAUUCGCAACUCCAAGGGAACACUUAUUGGAGUGUGUCUUCUGGGCAUCCUGGCUCUGGUUAUUAGCUGGGCCUCCCUGGGCCUGGAGUUGGCUGUGUCUGCCACCUCCAGUGACUUCUGCGUUGCUCCAGACAUGUUUGUCACCCAAAUGACCGAACAGUAUGGAGUGCUCAAUAAAGACAUUUUGCAGUACUACAUGACAUGCAGUGUGGGCCAAACCAACCCAUUCCAACAGAAGUUGUCCGGGAGCCACAAAGCCUUAGUGGAGAUGCAGGACGACGUGUCUGAGCUGCUCCGCUCGGCCACCAGAGAGUACCCCCAAACUAAGGGGAAUCUAGAACAGAUCCAGGGGGUGCUGAACACCACAGAGAUCGGCCUGCAUCAGCUCACUGCCCUGGUGGACUGCCGAAGCCUGCACAUGGACUAUGUCCAGGGUAUAACAGGGUUGUGUUAUGAUGGACUGGAGGGCCUGAUCUACCUGGUGUUCUUCUCCUUCGUCACGGCUCUCAUGUUCAGCUCCAUCGUCUGCAGUCUACCUCACACCUGGAACAACAAGAGGAACGAGGCGGACAGCGAGGAGGAGUCCAUGGCCCACGGAGGCAGACUGCAGAACCAUGACAACCUGUACCGCGUCCACAUGCCCAGCCUGUACAGCUGUGGCAGCAGCUACGGCAGCGAGACCAGCAUCCCUGCUGCAGCACACACCGUCAGCAACGCCCCCGUCACAGAGUACAUGACCCAGAAUGCCAAUGCCUUCCAGAACCCGCGGUGUGAGAACACCCCACUGAUAGAGAGAGAGUCCCCUCCUCCCUCGUACACCUCCAGCAUGAGGGCCAAGUACCUGGCCAACAGCGGACCGGGUCCCAGUACCUCCACCCCCGUUCCUCCACAGCACCAAGAACACAACUCUGCACACCACUCACGACAGCACACUCCACACCGCCCACCACAUCACCCAGCGGAACAGCUCUAGACAACACCGGGGGCGUGACCCACCAACAGACACACCAGUGUGGAACCACCUAGCCUCUAGAACUUCUUCUCCAACGCCCCUCAACAUCUCUGUGACGUCAUCGCCAUCCUCAUCCAGGCUACAGUCCCCAUCUCCUUUCCUCUUCACUCUUACUAGCCCUCUCCCCCAGCAACAACUUCAAACAUCUGAGCCAAAUAUGUCUUUUGAAGUGUGCAUGAUGGGAGAGCAAAGAAAGAACGCGCAAGGCAGACGCAUCAUGUAAAUAGUUCUGUCGUCAUUACAAUGUUUUCCGUAGGCCCUUUCAUGAUGUUUCCAGAUGGCCAGUCUGAGCUGGGCCACAGCAGAGCAGAUAGCCAGUGCAGGGUGAGGGCCAGUGGGAGGUUAUUUCCAGCAUCGUGGGAUCGCUGUCAUCUGCUUCAUGGGCUGCUAGUGGACUGACUGAGUUAGUGGCCCUUGUUCCCCUGCUACCACCGCCUCGCCUCAGUGCUGGACCAUCCUCGUGGCCCAGGGACAAUACAGACUAAUAAACGAUCUCUGCUCCUUUUCCUCCUCCUCUGCUCAGUCCACCAAAUAUCAUCUUGAACGGAGUGAUAAUGUCUUAUGUGAGGAUAUGUUGCUCAAACAACAUAUUUUGGUCUUAUUUGUCUGCCACUUUUGGGGUCUCCCUGUAUUUGAUAUUGUAUGAAGGAGAUAUCCACAAUCAAAUGGUCUCCGUGUUAACCACUGCAAAAACCACUGGUUAUGGUGCUGUGAAGGAGAGAACACCUGAUGAGAUAAUGAAACUAAACUGCCAUUGCUUUGGUGAGGACUGAGACAGUUAUGGGAAUAUCUAGCACUGAUAACUAUUGAUAGUGAUUUUGUUCAAUAUGUUGCUAUGUACUGUACUCUCUCAUUGCUGGAGAAGAUGUUGAGCAAUACCUUACACAGAGAGAUGUGGAAAGGCCUAGAAACUGCUGUUCCCUCAUACCCUUUUACAGAACUAGGCCUCUGUCAUGGCAAGUUGGGAUCCAUGCACGGUUCCUCCAAAGGUUGGGUGUACCUCCACAAUACUAUGGCCAUGAUAUGUCUGAAAGACAAACACCAGUGUUUCUCAAGCAUUCGGUGUGAGUGUUCUUCAUAAUAGUGGAACAUCUCAGUUCCUCAUGUAAUCCUGUUAUCUGGAGGACUUGCAACACAACCAGUAGAACGCCGGAUCGAGGAAAGGGCAUUAACAUCAGUUGUAAUAUCCGGUCUCUCAAUCCAUGUGUCUGAUGAGAUCACAUUGACAUAUCAUUACUACUGUCUAACAAGCUGAGAGACUACUGAUUACUCAUCUAUGUAGCCAUCAGCUUGUUAUUGCAUUUGUCUGUACAAACAGACUGUGAGUGGGACCAGUUAUCUUAUUUCACCAUGUCUUAUAGUAGUAGGUCUAUGACUGGAAAAGACUGGGAUCUCUUAACUCUUACAUUAGUCCUGACCUGCAUGUUUGUGGUUGUUGUUGUCCCCCCUC